CAAAGAACUUUUACCAAUAAAGGAGCUCGAGCACCAGCCGCUGGUGUCACCAUUCUCCUCUUGCAAUUUCACCACCACCGCCACGGCCUCUGCCUCUCGCUCUCUCUCUCUAGGCGGCGCAAAUGGCAGCCUGCGUCGAUAAGUGGCCGGCGGCGUACCCGUGCCGCCUGCCGGAUAAGUUCUACUGCGCCUUGCCGGACUGCACCACCACGGACCGUCCGGUGGCGCCGGCGCCGGCGGCUAGCGGGAGCAGCGGCGACUACGUGUGGGACGCGCUGCGCGCCGAGGCGCAGGACGACGCGGACGACGAGCCGCUCCUCCGCAAGUUCUACCACGACCUCGUCCUGUCGCGGCCGUCGCUGGAGUCCGCGCUCGCCUCGCUGCUGGCGGCCAAGCUCUGCAUCCCCGGCGCGCUGCCGCAGGACCAGCUCCGGGACCUCCUCGCCGGCGCGCUCGCCGCGCACCCGGAGGCCGGGCGCGCCGCGCGCGCCGACCUCGCCGCGGCGCGCGACCGCGACCCGGCCUGCGCCAAGAUGGUCCACUGCUUCCUCUACUACAGGGGCUUCCUGGCACUGCAGGCCCACCGCGCGGCGCACGCGCUCUGGUCCGACAACCGCAGGGCGCCGGCCCUCCUUCUCCAGAGCCGCGCCUCCGAGGUGUUCGGCGUCGACAUCCACCCCGGGGCGCGCAUUGGCGGCGGCAUCCUGCUCGACCACGCCACGGGCGUCGUCAUCGGCGAGACGGCCGUCGUCGGCUACGGCGUGUCCAUCCUGCACGCCGUGACGCUGGGCGGCACGGGGAAGGAGUCCGGCGACCGGCACCCCAAGGUCGGGGACGGUGUGCUGAUCGGCGCCGGGGCGAGCGUGCUCGGCAAUGUGCACAUUGGCGACGGAGCGGAGAUCGGAGCCGGUGCAAUCGUGCUACGGGACGUGGCGGACGGAACCACGGCCAAGCCGAUCAUCGGCAAGAAGGCGGAGCCGCAACGAGAGCUUCCCGGGGUAACCAUGGAGCAGAGAUGGUCGGAUUGAAUGGUUUGAGUAGCGUGCAGUGUGAACGCGAACUGGUUAGUACAAUAGAGUUUCCCUCCAAAAGUUAUUUUCUGGUGAUGACUACUCUUGUAAACCUAUAUACGGAGUACUCUCUAGAGAUUAGACAAGUACUCAAUUAGCAUUGAGCCAUUUCAAAUCUUUUUUUCUUUUUUUUUCUUUUUCUAAGGAAUAACGAAAAACGUUUCUGAUCAUCUGUUGCCUCCUUGUAAGUAUAGUAGGAGUUCAUCCUCUCAUAUGUGUUUUUUUAGAGAAGGAUAUUUUUUACCUGGCCUUUAUAUCCAACCGGAUAUAUGCAGCCAUUUUAAUUAGGAAUUUAGCCUAUUGAAUAGGGAAUUUAGUCUUAUCCUCUUGUAUGUUCUUCUGCUGAAGAUCAUAGUAUUUUUCUUCUUACAA
Oryza sativa Japonica Group (Japanese rice) is the source of this 1442-nucleotide messenger RNA. Lineage: Eukaryota; Viridiplantae; Streptophyta; Magnoliopsida; Poales; Poaceae. The record is from RefSeq and is a predicted model, not a curated record.